AUGGAACAAUCUAGAAAAAGUUUAUUGGACAGGAGAAAUUUAAGAAAGGUAGCUAUGGCAAAUUUUCUGGCCGAAGCCGAGUAUAGGAAGUCUAGAUUGGAUAGUAGUGUGAGAAGACAGCUUGAUGAAAUGGAGGAUCAUAGACCUUACUUUACAUGCUGGGUCACAUUCGUCCAAGUUGUAUGCUACCUCUUUGCCAUUUCUGCUUACGACGUGGCACCUUUUGGUUUAUCAUUUAGCACCAUUACGGAAGAGGUUUUAAUGCCGAAUUUGGCUUUAGAAGAAUCCAGCUACGAGGAAGAGAAUAAUAUGUGGUUUGGCUUAAGACAGGCGGACUUAAUCCACAUGGGAGCCAAAUAUUCUCCCUGCAUGCGGUCGGAUGACGUCAUAGAGAGCUACGUAGAGAGUGAUAGACGGAGAGAGAGAGAGAGCGGGUGUUGUGUGAGGAUCGACGGAUCAGGCUGCUAUCAGACUGACGAGGACAGCUGCUCUUUUCCAUUCGGGAGAGAGAUCUGGAAGACAUGGAAAAACAAUGCUGGUCCAUACAACCGAUCCUCUGGUCCAGUCUGUCAGCAAGAUCCGAGGUAUUGUGCAAAACCUGCCACACCACUUCAUCAACACAGCUGGCCCGAUGACAUCAUAGACUGGCCCGUUUGUGAGGUGCCGUACGGUUCCAACGAUCUCCCACCCCACGACCACGACCUUGAUCACAUGACCUGUGACGUCACCGGUCGACCUUGUUGCGUGGGUGUCAAAGGUCAAUGUAUUAUAACCACUAGGGAAGAUUGUACGUUUAAGAGGGGGUACUAUCACGAUGGGUUGACCCUUUGUUCUCAGGUGAACUGCUUGGAAGAGAUAUGUGGUAUGGUUCCAUUUCUCUACGAGGGCAGGCCAGAUCAGAUAUACAGACUUUUCUUCUCGUUAUUUGUGCAUGCUGGGGUUGUACACCUCUUAGUGACGGUUGUAUUCCAGCUAACUAUUAUGAGAGAUUUGGAAAAAUUAGCUGGUACUAUAAGAAUUGCCACCAUUUAUAUCGUCAGUGGCCUUGGUGGUUGCCUCGCUAGCGUCAUAUUUUUGCCACAUCUUGUAGAGGCAGGACCGUCCGGCUCUCAAUUCGGCUUGCUCUCCUGUCUCUUCGUCGAGGUCAUCCAGAAUAGAAUGAUAUUGAAGCAACCCUGUCUGGCCAUUUUAAAACUUUCGGGACUCAUGCUGUUCCUAUUCCUUCUCGGUCUUAUGCCCAUGAUAGAUAAUUUCGCCCAUUUGUUUGGUUUCCUGUUUGGUUUUCUAUUGUCCUUCGUCCUAUUACCUUAUAUAAGCAUUAGUGUAGUGGAUAAGAGAAACAAGUUGAUGCUAAUGAUUGGUUGCUUUGUCGUUUGCGUCGGUUUAGUUCUAAUUUUGUUGGUUGUUUUCUAUCUAGGGCCUAUUUAUAGCUGUUCAUUUUGUCAUUUUAUCAAUUGCGUCCCCAUCACUGAUACGUUUUGCAGAAACAUGAAGCUGAUUAAGACUGUAUAA
This is a messenger RNA of Helobdella robusta, 1512 nucleotides long. RefSeq lists its product as hypothetical. The coding region runs from base 1 to 1512 and encodes 503 amino acids. The transcript is spliced from 9 exons. NCBI's taxonomy places the organism in Eukaryota, Metazoa, Annelida, Clitellata, Rhynchobdellida, Glossiphoniidae. Gene Ontology annotation, biological process: regulation of protein secretion; regulation of epidermal growth factor receptor signaling pathway. Gene Ontology annotation, molecular function: serine-type endopeptidase activity. The record is from RefSeq and is a predicted model, not a curated record. Gene Ontology annotation, cellular component: endoplasmic reticulum membrane.